GGCAGUACAAAACCACCACCUUCAACACCACCCUUUUCCAGGCGAAAGCCCACUCUUCAAGAUCCGAUAAGAAACGGAGACAGGCACAACUUUUCAACCCAGCAAACACCAACAAACUCUUCUUAACUCAAGAACGAGUUCAGCGAUAAACACACUUGAGCAAUGGCCGAUGAACUUAAGAAGGUGAGAAAGGAGUUUGUGGGUAAUGUCUCCAUGCCAGUCAUCGAUCAGAUUCUGGACGAUCUUUUGGACGACGUCUUGAAUGCCGGGGAACGGGAGGCAAUACUUGAGGAGAACAACAGCAAAACAAACAAGGCUCGUAUGCUCAUUGACAUUGUGAGGAACAAAGGUGAUGAUGCAAGCUGGAAGAUGAUUGCCUCCCUUGAAGAAAAUGACCAACGGCUCUUUCAGACAUUGGGCCUCCCCGCUCAGCCAGGCGCCUCUGAGGUGGAACGCAUCUGGUCACCUACACUCAUCAACUGCCAACAGAAAUUCUGGAAUUCAAAAAAGAAUGAUCGAAAGAUUUACCCCGUGACUCCAAAGUCCAUCAAGAGUCGUGUGGCCCUGCUCAUCACCAAUAUUAAAUUCAGGGUUGAAAGGUUAAACAGAGAUGGAGCAGAGGCAGAUGAGCAGAAAAUGGAGAGGUUGUUGCGGGAUUUGGGUUACGACGUAGUCAAAUAUACAAACCGUACAGGAAAGCAAAUAGAUCAGGCCGUCAUUGACUUCUCCAAGCAUCCCAAACUCAAAGACACAGACAGUGUUUUUGUGGUGAUCAUGUCACACGGGAAACUGGGACAUGUUCUUGGUGUCAACUGGCACGAGGACCAAACACUGGAGGGGGCCGACGAGGAAGAAGAUUUGUUCCCCAUUGAUAACAUUUUCAAGCAACUGGCCUCAGACAAGUGUAAAGCACUGCUGGAUAAACCCAAGGUCAUCAUCAUCCAGGCCUGCAGAGGAGAGGAGACAGGGUCAGUGCUCAUCAAGGAUGGUGCACAGAAAGGGCUGGCAUGUGAUAACGCCGCAGCUGCUGACGACAACAUGGUGGAUGAUGGGCUGCGAGCUGUGCACAAAGAGAAAGAUUUCAUUGGUCUUCUCUCCUGCACCCCUGGUACUGUGGCAUACAGACACUCAGUGAAUGGCUCUGUCCUUAUUAAGUAUGUUGUUGAAGUACUGAACACUUCCGCAUGUGAGGAACACAUUGAGGAGCUUUUCACAAUGGUCUCGCAACGCUUUGAAACGUUUGUCUCUGUGAACAGAGGACAGAUGCCAAAUAAACACAGAGUGUCUUUGACAAAACACUUCUACCUGUUCCCAGGCAUCUGAGACCUAAUUGUUUUGUCACUCAACACACUACAUUAUUACAUUUGGGCGUGGUUCUAUUCUUGUAAAAUGAUUUAAUCAUUUAAAUACUUUUUUCCUACCAGCUUUUUCAGUGUUUGUAAGACGCUGGACACUGCUAUCCCUAAAGCAGAUGUCGGUAUUUUUUAAUUACAGUAAAUAUUAAAGUACGUAAUUAUACAUUUAAUCAAAUGCAUGCAAUCCUCUAUCGAUAGUAUGUCUCAUGUCCCUGAUAAAGCAUUCACUAGCAAAAUAAACAUUUCAUUAUUAAAGAUUGUGUUGUCUUUC
This is a messenger RNA of Dunckerocampus dactyliophorus (ringed pipefish), 1626 nucleotides long. Its product is annotated as caspase a-like. The record is from RefSeq and is a predicted model, not a curated record. Lineage: Eukaryota; Metazoa; Chordata; Actinopteri; Syngnathiformes; Syngnathidae. The coding region runs from base 163 to 1323 and encodes 386 amino acids. The transcript is spliced from 8 exons. Gene Ontology annotation, molecular function: cysteine-type endopeptidase activity. Gene Ontology annotation, biological process: proteolysis; regulation of apoptotic process.